AGGAACCUAGUGACAAAAAGAGACAAGCGUUUGUAUCAAGACCCCACACAGAAUAAACAGCACAAAGCCGAGUCAAACAGAGCCGAGCCGAGUCGAGCCGAAACGAGCCACGAGAACAAACAAACGAAGAGCAGAGCAGAGCAGCAGCUAGAGCCAAGAAUUGCGCACGCACCGUACACGUACAGAGAGAGAGAGAGAGACUCGCAAUGGAACAAACGACCAUCACCGAGGUCCGAUCCCUCCGGGGCAUGUCUGCCCUGGGAUUUGCCGCCGCCUUCAUCCUCGACGCCGACGAGAGCAGCGGAAGCACCACCGGUGGCACGGGCAUGAACAUCGGUGGCAACAGCCGCGUUCUGUCACCGGCCCUCCUGACCCCCCAGCAGCAAAGGCAGCUGCUCCGGUUCUCCAUGGCGUCCCCGAACGCACACGCACACGCUCACACAGGCGCAAGCACGAAUCCAGCCUCCACCAAGCGCUCCCUGGAAACAACGAUCGCCACGGACCUCGACGUCGUCCUCGGGCGCAAGAAAUCCUGCCCGUCCCGCAAGGAGUUCCGGAGGCUCAUCGGGGCCUACGCCCCCGAGUACCAGAGCGCCGGGACCAGCACACCGCGGCGCAACGCCAUCGUCGAGGAGAUCCGGGACCGAUUCCGGAACGGCAACGGCAAGGAACCAAAACGGCGCUUCCUGAGGCCGCUGCCCAAGCAGCAGCAGCCAAAGAGGAAGAAGACCAGCAAGGGGCAGCAUCAACAAGAACCACAAGCGGAAGAGCUCUGCGUCGAGCUGGAUGAACGGGAAUUUGCCACCAAGAUCGUAAGUCGGGUUGAGUAGUGUAGUAUCAGUGUGGCAGUCCACCUUGUGCCCGCGGUUUACAGUGCUGUUGUGUUCUGUACUGUUGUGGUUUGGUUUGGUUUGAACUGUAUUGGAUUCGAUUCGAUUCGAUUGGAUUGGAUUGUGCUCGUAUUUUGCCGCUCUGCUUUGCCUUGCUUUCCAUGUUUUAGCCAGCAUUCCAAGCAUUCGUCUUACCCCCACCCUCUCUUUGUAUUCUUUGAAAUCCAACUGGAACAUCGGAUACAUGCAUCACAAUACACACUUGCAUGUGCACAUUGAUGUAUUUCUACAUACCUAUGCCAUAACGGUACAACACACGAAAAUACAACAAUCAAUACACAAACAAAUAACAAACAAUAUGCAACAACAAAACGAAACGAACCACAGAGACAGGCUUUGAAAGAGAAACGAUCUGCAAUCAACAAAUCCUACAAUCUUCCUUCUUCAAAGCCGAACCAACACUCCCCGAAGCGCCGCCAUUCCGGAUAUAAUCCUGCGGGCCAGGGUGGCGGCAGCAGUGCAAGCAGCCGGAGCAACCAAAAAACCAGCCAGGGAAAAAGCGGUGCCGGCACACACCGAGACAACAACGGCUUUGGAAGCGAGGAGGAGGAAGACGACCACGAUCACUUUGAGAUCGGUGACACGGUCUUUGCGGUGGGCCUCACCGGGGACCGAGCGUGCUACGAAGGAAAGAAGGGAACCAUUCUCUUUCGAAGGGGUAAAAACAGCAGCGGUGCUGGUAGCGAAGGCAACGACAACGAACCAACCAGGGCGGAGGUGCCGGUGUUCGGGGUGGACUUUGGAGGAAAGGGUGCAAAAAAAUUCAACAACGGCACAAAGGACGACACGAACAAAAGCACGACGGUGGUACUGGAGGGGAAGAACCUGGUGCGGUUCCUGGCCAUUGGUGCCACCGUCAAGGUGCAAAAACCGGGGAGGGACAACGAGUCGUCGCCGCCGCCACAAGGGAGCCGCGACCCCUCGUGGCGCUGCCACGGGUGGCAGGGAAGCACCGUCUCCUUUGAACUCAAUGUCACACCGUCCCGUAGACCACCGAGCAGCGGCAGCAACACCACCGGCAGCAGCCGCCGGUUCGAUCUGGUGUACAAGGUGUGGUUCUCCCACUCGAACGAGGUCGUGGAGCUGUCCUCGAAGCGGCUGAGGGCGGUGACAGCGGGGAGCUCGGAGGAAGAAGCAGGAGGCGCAACGAAAAACAAAACAGAAGGGGGGACCGGAGACAGCGGCGACCAGCGCAGAGACUCCGAGGGCGGAAACGGCGACACGGGGAAGGGUCCAAGCAGGGACAGCAAGGGUGACAAAGACAGCAGCAACAAUGCGGGGAUCAAAACUAGUGCCAACAACAGCGAUUCCGAUAACAACGAUUCCAGCAAAAGCAAAGAUAACCAAAAUGAAAAGAACUGUGCUAACGACAGCAAAGAAAGCGACAGUGGCGUCACCGACGAAAGCACCGAGGCAAGUCGGAAGCGGCCAUCUUCGUCCUCGUCUUCGUCAUCGAUAUCUUCUCCUCCCGCCAAGAAACGAUUGCCACCUCGUCCCACGAGCGAAACCACCGAAGCGUUACCGGAAGCAUCAUCAUCAGCAGCAGCAGGAGCAAAUGGAUCACAAAACAACAGCACAGAAAACAACAGCAAUCCCGACAACGACAGUACUAAACAGCGGGAUUACGAAUUGUACCCCAUCGGAACCCGCACCAAAAAGUUUUUCCCUCAGGUCCGAGCCUGGUUCCAGGGAACCAUCAAGUCCUACAAUCCAGAGAGCGGCUUCUACUCGAUCGAAUACGAGGACGGAGACAGGGAGGAACUCGAGCACUACGAGGUUGCAACCGGGUUGCUGCCUCCACACAAAUACGACAUCGGAUUCAGCUACCAGAUGGAAUUGUUUUCAAAAAUAGAUGGGUCAAACCUUGGCUGGUUCGAUGCAACCGUUCAGGGGAAGUGCUACGUCAGCCAGGGUAAGGCACGAGGGUGGCGGUACCAGGUAGUCUAUUCGGAUGGCGACGAGGAGGACGUUAUUGAAAAGCUGCUUACGAAGCGCUUCCGAGAGGCACGCCAUCAUAAGAACGAAGGCGCGAGCAACGCUAUCAAGAAAAAUACUGAAGUGAAUCCAAACGAGAAUAUAGAUGCAACCACCGAGCGGGGGUUGGAAACGCCCCCAAAUAAAGUAGUAGAAGAAAGAGUAAAAAACGACGAAGAUUCUUCUUGCUCUUCCUCCUGUGACAAGGACGAGAACGUGGAGGAGGACUUGGACGAGGAUGAGGAUGAUAGCGAGGAGUCCUCAUCCAGUGGCAGUGAAGACAAUUCAGACCAACCGAACAAGUCACACGAAAAGGUCAAAACGAGAAUUCCCCACUGGUCCGGGAAAGAACACGACCGGUUCUUUGUCGGGCUUCUUGAGUACGGAUAUGGGAAUCUAGAAGAUAUACAUGAGGCGGGAUGUAUACCUUCACGGUCGUUUCGCGAACUGGUGCGGUACUGGAGAUGGUUCCGUGCCGAUCUAGAACAAAAAGGCAUCGACAUCGACUUUGAUCGCAGGGGAACGGUCAACGGGAAAAAAGGAACAAAGUUCGAUCCCGCCGAUCUCAAGGAACAAUCUAAACCAAGCGAAGACGACCACGAAACUCCUCGGACAGGUCCCUGGAGCGAGUGGGAGAAGCAAGCGGUCGUGAAAGCCUUUGCAUUCCACGGAUCGUCCUACAAGGAAAUGAGCGAAUUUAUGAAAACACGGACCGCUAACCAGAUCGCGAGCUAUUGUUGUCACAACAAGGCGAAGAUCAAGAAGGAGGUUCAAAAAUGCCACGAGCAAGCCUGUAAACAAGCAAAUUCCCCUGGGGGCAAACGCGGGUCGCCCACCAGCGAAAAUGGGACUAGGAAUGGGAACCGUCGUGUCCGCCGGAGGGCAGAUGCUGCUGUCGAUGAGGCCGACGACAAGGGCUAUCGAUCCUGGACCUCCGGAGAGCACGAGGCGCUGGUGUCUGCAAUGGCGAGUUAUGGGCACCAGAACUAUGACAAACAAUCUUUGUACGUGAAAUCACGGUCACCGGAUCAAAUCCGAAAAUACGUUCGUCGGAACACGGAUCGGUUGACGAAGGCCGCAAAUAGUUUGGCGAGGGAGAAUCGCAGACUACAAGCCACCAAGGCGCAUUUGUCCAGGCAGUGGUCGGACACGGAAUUGGGCCUGCUUGUCGAGGCCCAUGCCCUUUAUGGAAAUGACUGCGAGAUGAUCUCUGCAUACGUUGGGACGCGGUCGGUCGAUCAGGUGAAAACUGUUCUUGAAAAUUACGAGGACUACGGAUUUGAUCUUGGAUACUAUCUGACUUUUCCAGACGAGCUGUACCACGUUCUGAAUGUUGCGCCCUUUGAAAACCUAGACCACAUAUUGUCAUGGAGCAGCGAUGGCAAAUCCUUUCUCAUUCACGACGAAGGUAAGAGCCUCUCUUUUCCGUAACGCAGCAUGCAAAGUAUGCCCCAGCCGUGCGAAUCUUCGACUACGAUCCACUUGCGCAUGAAUGUCCAAAAAAGAACACCUCUACUAGUAUCCACUCACGUUUCAUUGGUUCUCUACUGCGAUACGAAACAUGUGCAUUGUAUUGCAAUGAAUAACCUUGCGAUAACAUUGUUGUUUGGGGGUUCCUCAGAAAAAUUUCGCACUGUUGUGUUUCCGAGGUAUUCGCGCAAGGGGACGAGCAGUGAUCGAUUCUACGGCAGCCUCAAGCGAUUUGGAUUUAGCAGGGAAGAACCAGAUGGUGGUGCGGAGCAAUCGGUUGCACAAUAUUCCCACCCGAGCUUUCGAAGAGGCCAGUACAAGAAAGUGCUCGAGAUGCCGCACCAGGUAUAUUCGUCGAGCAUAACGGGAAACAAAGCAAAAACAUGAUCGGAGCGUUCAGAAUCCAAGCGCAAGCGUUUCCAUUUUUGAACGACGAUGUCUCGGUUCCACGCAUUUAUUUUACAGUUACUUGCAUCUUAUAAUUUUGAACACCAACGAACAAACAUAGUAAUAACUAAUAACAGCAUAU
This is a messenger RNA of Pseudo-nitzschia multistriata, 4863 nucleotides long. The record is from the annotation of a GenBank genome assembly. NCBI's taxonomy places the organism in Eukaryota, Bacillariophyta, Bacillariophyceae, Bacillariales, Bacillariaceae.